AUGCUGUUCACAGGAACAUUUUUUGCUUAUAAUUUUUUUUGUAUGCACUGUUUGCAUAACAAACUUACUAUCAUUUAAUGAAUAAAAAUUUGGAAUAGAAGUAUUUUUCAUGAUAGGGAAAUUCAUAAUAAGGUAUCACCAUUCAACCUCUCCUGCCUUUUCAUUUUAACUUAUUUAUCAAACAAAAAUGGAUACAAUUGAAUAAGAAUUGAGAUAGAUGGUGCAUGUAUUGGUUAAGUAGCCAAUGAGAAGAUUGCUUUCCUAAGGGUAAAUAGCAUUCCACUCCGUUGAUAAUUUGUCUUUUUUCUUUUUUUAUUGAAAACUCACAUUGUUUACAUGACUGUACUUAAGACAGAUUUGCAUGUAAAGUCUGAGAUGCAAGAUAUUAUAUUUUUAAAUAUUGCUCUAAUCAGUGGACAAUCAGAAUGAAAAAGAUAAAAAUAAUUUAUAAACAACCACUCUCAGGCUACUUGGUCCCAGAAAGCAAUCACAAAAAUAAGAAGCUUAUUUGGGUGCAAGCCUGACAAAACACAAGUCAUCAUGAAUAUCACUGAGAAGUAAUAUUCACAGAGAUUGAUGCCCUGGACACCUAUAGUGGGGUGCAAAAACCAGUGCUUUUUAAGAGUGCAAAUGAGGUUUAGCAAGGUUCACAUUUCAGCAGCCAUUCCCACCUAUCUGUACUGCCUUACCCCAGCUCCUUGGUUUCCCCUCAUAUCUAGCAGGAAAAGGAGCUCCCAACACAACAAAAACCUAAUUUUAAGCUUCUCCCUGUGUGCACUGGCACAGAGAAGGCAAUCCAGAGCUGUUAAUGAAGUUAUUAUUUUUACAGACAUCCACACAAUGGAACUUCUAAUUGCCAAGGACAAUUUGAGAGCUUUAAUUAGCUGCCAAAGGAUGACAAGAGUCACGACAUAUGGCUUGUAUUAUUUCACAAUGAGAAUGAAAUAUUUCAAGUCUUGAAAAUUACUACAGUUGACAUUUGGGAAAGUUAAAAAAAAAAAUCCUAGGGCUUUCUUCCAAAACAUAACAUCACACACAUGGUGUAUGGCCAGCAAAACACUCAGGACAGCACUCAGUCACUCAGUUGUGCCUCAGGAUGCAUCUUUGAAUUCCCUCAGUAACCUCUGUACUGCUGUUUAUCAACUGUUUCUGAAUCUGAAACUUUGUCUGGAUUGCCAGGAAGGACAAGGAGUAGCCGUCUCCUCUUCACAUCCGAAUUUUCUGAGAGAUGACUGAAACUCCUCUUCUGAAUAUUCUUUCCUCAAACCAGAGUGAAAAUCAGAGCUGUUUGAGUGAAAAUCAAAACUCAACUGUUUGCCCAGAGUUGGAAGACUGGUGGGACAUCGUGUACUAUAUAGUACCCAAGUACAUCAACACUGUCUGCGUUUUUGGCAUGCUUGGAAAUGUGUUUGUCCUCUUAACUUAUUCACUGCAAAAGGGCCCCCUGAAGAUAGCCGAAAUCUACCUUAUGAACCUAGCUGCUGCUGAUCUCAUCUUCCUCAUGUGCCUCCCUUUCUGGGCAGAGAACAUCAAAAAUGGGUUUAACUGGCCUUUUGGCAGCUUCCUGUGCCGCAGCAUCAGCGCCUCCAUCACCCUGAACAUGUACACCAGCAUCUACGUGCUCGUGGCCGUCAGCGUGGAUCGCUACCUGACUUUUGUCCACACCUUGAACCACAGAGAGAUAUGGAGCAAAACUAUGACCAAGGGGAUCUGCUUGUUCAUCUGGCUCUUUUCCAUCCUUCUCAGCGUCCCAGCUUUCAUGUUCCGGACUGUGAAAGACUUUCCCCAGUGGAAUAUUUCAGCGUGCACUUUGGACUUCCCCACCCCGUGGUGGGAGACAGGUGAAAGCCUGGUGUUCAACGUGGUGGGGUUCCUGCUGCCAUCCACAGCAAUCAUCUUCCUCAAUUUCUCCACCAUUAGGUCCCUACAAAAAACAGCAAUAGAACGAGGAGCACUCAGAGCAAAAGGCUGCAAGAGUCACAAAGGUACAAAGGCAACCAGGUUGAUCUUCAUUGUGGUGCUGGUGUUUCUUUUCUGCUGGACUCCUCACCAUUUUUUUGUAUUCCUUGAUACAUUAUUCCGUACAGAAGUGAUCAAAGGCUGCUUCUGGGAGGAACUGAUCAACUUUGGGGAGCAGUUUGCUUAUAUGCUGGCUACCACCAACAGCUGCAUUAACCCUGUGAUUUAUGUCUUUGUUGGGAAAUACUUCAGGCAAAAGGCUUUACAAGUUUUUUCACGGUUUAUUCCCUGUGGACUUUCUUCGAGAUGGGUAUCUUUCAAAGAAAUGUCUUCAAAUUUCAUCCUCAUUUUUGACAGUUCAAGUCAAAAGUAGUUUAACAUAAUGAUUCUCAGUUCCAUCUUCAUCGUGAUAUUACAACUUGGUUUAUGCCACCAUAAAUGGCAUUAAAAAUAAUAUGAAAACUCUUAUCUGGCCUUCACAGACCAAGCUAAUUAACUAUUAAAGUAAAUCACUUGAUUGAUUGCUUAUUUUUCCUCAGGUUUGCUUUUCUAGUUCUGUGUUAUCCAUCCAAAUGCAUGACAUGUGAUACUAGAAUUUUAUAACAAAUUAUUUAACCUGCCUUACCUCUUAACAGUGGCUUAAAAGAAAGACUUUGUGACAAAAUACCAGAAAUCUGGUUUCUUUGCAGAAAGCCAUAAGCCAGCUGAAUAUUUUGUUGCAUUGUAUCUGUGAUGACAACUACUAUAACAACUAUAACACUAUUCCUAAAAUUACAACAGGUAUUACAGAGCAAACAUGAGUUUAAGCUUUGGCUGAUAAAUGCAUUUGAGUAGGUACAGAAUAACUUUAGUUAUUUUGAACAGUAUUUUAACUGGUUUACAUUUUCACAGUAAGAUAUAGAGAAUUUUAAAUUUUUGUGCACUUUAAUUAUAUGCAGUGCAUAACUAUUGUACAAGAUAAUGUAACACAAAGAUAGUGUACGUAAAUCGUAAAAAAAAUAAAAGGCAAGGUAACACAGUAGCCUCCUCAAAACCUGACUUUUGCUGACCCAGUAAGCUAUUACAAAAUUGUUCAUUGAGUACUGUAAAGUUCCUUUUUUAUUUUUCAUAUGUAUGUGAAUAUAUCUAUGAUGGCCAUGAUACUGUAUUAUUUUCAGGCAAAUCCUUAGAUAUAUAUUUAUAUUUUUAUGAAUCAAAAUUGAUAAACUAUGUAACAUUUUACUUCAUAGUCUUGUUCUCUCUUAUAUUUAUUUUUAUAUUUUGUCUCUUUUCCCCUAUUAUUUUGAGGAAGAGCAAAUAUAUAAUUCUCUGAUUAAAAAUCCUCGUUGCUACUAGAACACAAACUCUGGUAGUAGAAGAAAACUUCUUUUACACCACAGCCACAAUGGCAGAGUAGAUGUAAGGCAAGUGAUAUUUGUUUCCAUAACUCUUAAAUUAUGGAAGAAGAUGCUGCAGCCUCUUCAGCCAAAAAGAUAUUGGUGCAGAAGAGAUCAUGCAGACACUUCAUUUGUGUAACAAUUCAUUUAACUACUCAUUGUAAAGCCUGCUCAGUCUUGUACUCACUGUAACAGCACUGCAUUUUAUGUGCUUCUUUUUAGCAUUUUCAUUUUGAAUAUGUAAUUAAUCUCUUAUCUGGUUAUAGAAAUCUGUAUAUUCAGCUUCAUCGCAAUAAGAUUAGUGUUAAUUUUGAAUGGUUCUUUCAAACUAUUUGAAUCUGAACAGUGAAAACCUUUUGAAGACUUAAAACUCUGUCUUCCUGCAGUGGUGGUUUAAGAAUUAAGGGUGGAUUAAGGGAUCAGGGAGGAAGAAUCUCUCAUAGGUUUACUACUUCCACUCCUUCUGUCACAGAUGUUUUUAAAAUAAAUAUCAGGCUUAAGCACUAGCAGUAACAACAACAUGUGAAGUCCCCUGACUCAUCUGAAAUCAAAUUCCUUAUUCCCAUCUAUUGUAAACUGUUGAGCAGUGCAUCUAUUUAAUACAUCUCCAGCUUAAUCUUUAAUUCCAAAAACUUCCAAGCAGCGAUAUUUUCUGGGGAAAAGGAAAAGGAAAAGGAAAAGGAAAAGGAAAAGGAAAAGGAAAAGGAAAAGGAAAAGGAAAAGGAAAAGGAAAAGGAAAAGGAAAAGGAAAAGGAAAAGGAAAAGGAAAAGGAAAAGGAAAAGGAAAAGGAAAAGGAAAAGGAAAAGGAAAAGGAAAAGAAGGAAAAGGCUGAAAUAAUUAAAAGGGUGCAGAAACAGAAGUUUCAUUUUCCCACUACAGAGGAAUACCUUUAAAGGGAAAAAUGUCUUCUCUAACUAUCAUAUGUCCAUGUUUUGCAAUGUAUACAGAUAAAGGGACAAACACUUCUUGCAUGUGGUGGCAUAUUUAGGCUAUGAGAUAAUGGAGUGAAAACCUCCUGUUUCCAUCCAUGAGCAAGUGAGCAAAGGAUUUCAUGAAAGUGCUGCUUUUUUAAUAUAUGCUCAACUGUCAGGAAAAACAUCUGUGUUUUAAAUACUGCUUUAAACCACUUAACAGGUUAAUCAAUGGAUUUGCUCUUCAGUAUGAAUGUCUGUAAAUGUGUGCAUUUCUGACUGUGUCAGUGGCCACCUUUUGGUGUGGUGCUGCGCUGCCCUCACCUCACAGAGCUGUGCCCAGGAAGGUUCUGGUGACAGCCAUGGUGAUGCCCCUGGGCUGGCACGUGGCCAGGGCACUGCUGCUCUUACUGUGCUGCUGUGCUGAACAGGCUGGAAGGUGAUCUCCAGUUGAAGGGAUGUGGGUGAGCCCAGGAUGGAGCAGAGAUUCACCCACAUCCCAGGUGGAUGCCUGAAGAAUGUGGCAUGGCAUGACCAUGUGAGAAGCCUCUGCUGGAGUAGGUUUUAUGGCAGGACCUGUGACCUCAUGGGGGACCCACACUGGAGUAAUUGAUGAAAACCUGCAGCCCUUGAGUAGGACCCACAGUGGAGAAGUUCAAGGAGGACUGUCUCCUUUGGGUGGGAACCUGUGCCAGAGCAGGGAAAGCAGAGACUCCCCUCCAGCCCAUGGUGUAGACCAUGGUGAAGCAGUGUGCCCCUGCAGCCCAUGGAGGAGGACAGUGAUGCAGACUGUACUAAUGGUGGACUUCAGGGGGAACUCCUUGUGGCAGCCAGGAUGGACAAGAGGAGGAGCUCCUUGCAAUGUUAAACCAGACAACACCAUCCAGAAAGGGCCAAGGGUGGAGACUGUAAAGGAUGUGCCUUUAAAUUGUUGUAAGCCGUGAUUUGAAUUGCACAUUCCAGGAACGAGUACAGCAGAAACCAUCUAUAUCAAAAAAGGAGAGGCCUUACAAGAAGAAGUUUAAGUGCAUCAGUGACUAGAUCUGAACUGGGUUUUGGUGCCCAGUAACUCCAAGAAACACAACACCACUCCUGUACUGAGUGACCACCAGAACAGAUGGAGUCAUGGACUAGAUGAACUGAAUGGAUGUUUUGUAAACAUUUGUGGACAUUUUAUGAGUAUUUUCUAGGGGUGAUCCAUUGACUAAAGAAAUUACUUCUGUGCAUUAUGUCAAGGGAUGGGAAGAAGGGUGGUGGUUAAUGAAGUUGUAUCAAAUAGGAGGACCUGGACAUGGUGAAAAGGGUAUGGAAUAAGUGAUGGAAUGUGCUGGUUUGGGCUGGGGUAGAAUUAAUCCACUUCACAGUGCCUGGCAUAGAGCUGUGUUUUGGAUUUGUGCUGAACACAGAAUUAAUAAUAUGGAGACGUUUUUGUUAUUGCUGAGCAGGGUUUACACAGAGCCAAGGCCUUUCCUGCUUUUUGUGCUGCCACACUGAGAGAAGACUGGUAAGUGGAAGGGAACACAGCCAGGAUAGGUGACCCAAAGUGACGAAAGGGAUAUUCCAGACCAUAUGACAUCAUGUAUAUAAAAAUGGGAGGAAGAAGGAAGCAAAAGGAGGAAGGAGGAGGAAGGAGGAAGAAGGAGGGGGCACUUGGAGUGAUGGCAUCUGUCUUGCCAAGUGUCUAUUAUGUGUGAUGGGGCCGUGCUCUCCUCGAGGUGGCUGAACACCUGCCUGCCCAUGAGAAGCAGUGAAUUUAUUCCUUAUUUUGCUUUGUUAAUGUGUGUGGCUUUUGAUUUCCCCAUUAAAUUGUCUUUAUCAGUUU
Molecule: messenger RNA, 6069 nt
Organism: Prinia subflava (tawny-flanked prinia)
Lineage: Eukaryota; Metazoa; Chordata; Aves; Passeriformes; Cisticolidae
Gene: BDKRB1
Product: bradykinin receptor B1
Exons: 2
Coding region: 1229-2332 (367 amino acids)
Biological process (GO): G protein-coupled receptor signaling pathway; response to mechanical stimulus; cell chemotaxis
Cellular component (GO): external side of plasma membrane; membrane
Molecular function (GO): bradykinin receptor activity; C-C chemokine receptor activity; C-C chemokine binding
Source: RefSeq, a predicted model, not a curated record